CAGAAGAUGUCAACACAAGUUGGAGCUUCGGUUCCUCCCACCGGUAUCACGCCGAAUUUUGAUCAACCGCAAGAUGUCUUAUAUACCGUCAACUUUCUCGUGGAGAUCUUGUGUAUCGCUCUUGUUGUUACGUUCGUAUCAUUGCGGAUCUAUGUCAGAGCUUGCACGAUGAAACAAAUUGAGAAGGAAGACUGGGCGUGUGUUGCCGCUGGGGUAUAUUCUCUAAGUGGCAUAAUCUUUUUGGGCCAUUUCGGCGGAGGACACCAUAUCUGGGAGGUGACUGAGGAGGCCUUCGUCAAGUAUCAAAAGGUUCAGUAUGUGGACGCUAUUCUAUACGGCCCUACAGCAUAUCUCACCAAAGUCACUCUACUCCUCAUCUUGGCACGCCCGCUCGCCCCAUACAAGAAAAUAAUGGCCUUGAUCUGGGGUUCCAUGGGAGCCAUGUUGGCAUUUUACAUUUUCAUCACUAUCCUCAAAAUUCGGAUCUGUACGCCGAUAGAUUUGUUCUGGGACCCAAAAGUUCAAGGUUCUUGCUGGAACGAGCAUUUGAUUUUGAUCGCAGAUACAGUCAUGAGUGUAGUUUCGGAUCUGGCUGUUUUGGCUCUCCCUAUGCCGCUGCUAUGGUGUAUGCAGAUACCUGUCAAGAAGAAGCUUGGAAUUGCAGCUUUACUUGGAUUUGGUGGUGUCGCAACUGCAACCAGUAUUGUUCGCUUGGUUUUGAUAUUUGGUUCUUUGGCACCAGACAAGACUGUGGCUGGGGUCCAAUUCAAGCUACUUGAAGUCGCAGAAAUUACAAUCGGCAUUCUCUGUGCUUGCUCCCCAGCUUUCAACAUCUAUUCCAUCCAAGCUCAAGAAGAACGAAUCGCCACAAGAGCCCGAUACACAACUAAUGUGGAGAUAAGUAAGUUGGACACCUCGAGCAAAGGUUCAAAACUACCAACCGGGAUAAUGCACGAGAAAUAUAUAGAGAAUGGAUCCUCGGAGAAUGUGUCAACGUGGUAAGGAGGGCCGUUGCAGAAAGGGACGCAGAAUCAAUGGCCGAGGACAAGAUCCAAA
Molecule: messenger RNA, 1056 nt
Organism: Hyaloscypha bicolor E
Lineage: Eukaryota; Fungi; Ascomycota; Leotiomycetes; Helotiales; Hyaloscyphaceae
Exons: 5
Coding region: 7-1002 (331 amino acids)
Source: RefSeq, a predicted model, not a curated record